AUGGACUUGAGGAGGGCCGAGCGUAAUCUCAAGAUACUUGGCGAUGCGAACUCGGACGAGGACAUGCCUGUGGCGCACAGCGUCGAAGAAACACAGGGGCAAGCACUUUUCAGCGAGUCCGAUGAGGCCGAUGCCGAGGAAGACGCGGCGGAGAGCCCGCAGUCAGGCGUCGGCGGCAGGACCACCACGGCCGAGAGUGGCGGAGAGGAGCAUAGGGAGCAGGUAUUCCUAUCCACGCAGGUGCAGGGGCGCAUAGAUGAGUUUGAGGCGACAGAGGGCGCUCGGCGGCAGUUCCGGCAGUUGGUGACGGGCUUCACAUACGCACAAGAAGACGGCGAGGCGAACGCGGGCGGACGCACAGCCAAACGGGUUCCGAAGGUGCGACGCACGCGGCGCAACAACACCAAGGUCCGCAGCCUGACGGAGUUCAACACAGAAAACUUCGAGCGGCUGCGAAAGGAAGACCGGGCGCGCAGCCUGCUGACCAUGCUGUCGGGAAAGACGCAGAAGGUAAACAACCUGCUGCGGGGUCUGCAACAAGAGCGCUCCAGGGAGCGCGCGUUCCAUGGGUGCUCGGUCUACAAUGAGGGGGAGUGGCGCGAGAUCGUGCGCCUGCUCCACGAGCGGCUGCCCAAGGCCACGCGCUCGGACGUCGCCUGCAUCAAGAGCUACGUCUACGGCGACGGGCUGGACGAAACCCCCUGGUGCGCCUCCCAUGCACGCCCCCCGGACUGCCCCGCGCAGUCGCAGGAACGCCAGGGCACGUGCGGGCCGGGCGACGACGAGCUGCGCAUCUUCACGCUCUCGCAGCUGCUGGAGGACCAGUCCGCGUCCGAAGAUGUCAUCCCCGAUAGCAUGGAUGCGGGCGACGCGGUCAGCCUGGGCUCCCCGCAGCCCCAGGCAGGCCUCUCGCAGCACAGCUUCUGCCCAGAUUCCACCGCAACGUCGCCCCUGCGCCCGCCCGCUACCCCCUUGACGCGCGCGCCCGCCUCCCCACUCCCCGUCCGCGUGUACACCGCGCCCGCCUCCCCGCUUGACUACAUUCCCGACAGCGAGGAUGACCCCUACGUCCUCCAGGGCCCCAGCCAGGCCCGCAGCCCGCCCUCCCUGCUGGAGGUCAGACGCACGCUCAAAAAUAUAGGGGUGCGCCCGGGCCGCUCAGCCGCUGCCGUCCGAAAAGCCGCUGCGGCCGUCGCCCGCAUUGAGGCCGCCUCCGACGCCGCCAGUCUCGGCACGGCUUCCGACGCCGACCGUCGCUCCGCCCUUUUUCUACGAAUGACUGCGCUUGUCCGUCGCAGUCCGCGCCUGCUGGCACACAUCUACUGUCUGCGGCCUGUCGCGCUUGACGACCUCCGCGCGGUCCUCGAGGCAGACGAUGACUUCAUUGCCCUUCUGGACGACUCACUUAUCCGCCAGUGGGCUGACUUCACCGGGAUCUGCGUGAAAAACGAUACCUCGGAUUCACAACGUCCCCCGCAGCCACUGGAAUCCCAGUGA
Molecule: messenger RNA, 1497 nt
Organism: Eremothecium gossypii ATCC 10895
Lineage: Eukaryota; Fungi; Ascomycota; Saccharomycetes; Saccharomycetales; Saccharomycetaceae
Gene: SLX4
Product: Slx4p
Exons: 1
Coding region: 1-1497 (498 amino acids)
Biological process (GO): DNA replication; DNA repair
Cellular component (GO): Slx1-Slx4 complex; nucleus
Source: RefSeq, marked provisional